This is a messenger RNA of Alternaria triticimaculans, 999 nucleotides long. RefSeq lists its product as uncharacterized. NCBI's taxonomy places the organism in Eukaryota, Fungi, Ascomycota, Dothideomycetes, Pleosporales, Pleosporaceae. The record is from RefSeq and is a predicted model, not a curated record. Gene Ontology annotation, molecular function: glutathione transferase activity. Bases 1 to 999 code for a protein of 332 amino acids. Gene Ontology annotation, cellular component: cytoplasm. The transcript is spliced from 3 exons.
AUGUCAACCCAAGAAAUCCACAAGUACGGCACCGACGAUGGCUGGCACGGCAUCAUCCAAGAAGGAGGUGAAUUCCCACCCGAGAAAGACAGAUACCACCUCUACAUCGGCCUCUUCUGCCCCUUCGCCCACCGCCCAAACCUAGUCCGUCAUCUCAACCACCUCCAACCCUACCUCCCCGUCUCCAUCGUCCGGCCCUACCCAAAGGGCGAACCCGGCUGGCGCUUCGACGCCAGCUACCCCAACGCAACACCCGACCACCUCUUCGAUAGCCAAUUCAUGCACCAGAUCUACUUCCGCGACGACCCAGCUUACAAGGGGAAAUAUAGCGUGCCGCUUCUGUGGGACAAGAAGAGCGGUCGUAUAGUGAACAAUGAGAGUGCCGAGAUGUUGAAGUGGUUGCCAAGAGCUUUUGAUUCUGUGUUGGAGAGUGAGAGAAAGCUUGUGGGCACGAAUUUCUAUCCACAGGAGCUACGCGCGAAGAUUGAUGAGAUUAGUCCAUGGUUGCAGUCGUUGAUUUGUGCGGGCGUGUAUAAAGCGGGUUUCGCGCCGACUCAAGAAGGCUACGAGAAGGGUGUUGUUCCGCUUUUUGCUGCGCUGAAUCGACUGGAAGAACUUGUGCACACGAACGGCGGUCCGUAUAUCCUCGGCGACAAGCUCACUGAACUCGAUCUCCUGGCAUACCCCACCAUCGUCCGUUUCGACACGGUUUACUCGCAGCAUUUCAAGACGAAUCUGGGUUCGAUACGCCAUGACUACCCUGUUUUGAACAACUGGCUCAAGAAUCUGUAUCACAAUGUUGAGGGGUUCAAAGAGAGUACGGAUUUUAGGCAUAUCAAGGAGAACUACACGAAGAGUCAUGGUGAUAUCAACCCGGUCAGUAUCACGCCGCUAGGACCGUAUCCGGACGUGGAAGAGGGGUAUGAGAAGGAUUGGAGUAAGUUGAAGCCUGGGAAGGUAGCGCAUCCGCGGGUCUUGGAGGAACAGAGUAAGCUUUGA